Mangifera indica (mango) is the source of this 723-nucleotide messenger RNA. RefSeq lists its product as uncharacterized. The coding region runs from base 1 to 723 and encodes 240 amino acids. The transcript has 2 exons. NCBI's taxonomy places the organism in Eukaryota, Viridiplantae, Streptophyta, Magnoliopsida, Sapindales, Anacardiaceae. The record is from RefSeq and is a predicted model, not a curated record. Gene Ontology annotation, molecular function: zinc ion binding; nucleic acid binding.
AUGAAAGCCUUCCUUAGAGGAGUUGGAUUGUGGCAUUAUGUUAAGGAGGAAAAGCAGCCUCCUCCUUUGGGGCCGAAUCCUACUCUAAAUCAAAUCAGACAGCAUGAAGAAGACGUAACUAAAACUCCUAGAGCACUGUCCAGUCUUCAUCAGGGUGUAACAGAUGUAGUAUUCACAAAGAUUGUUGCUUGUGAAACUGUCAAAGAGUUAACUUUAUCUGAAGUGGUUAAUGCCUUGAAAGUUGAAGACCAAAGGAGAGCUUUGAGAAGGCAAGAAGAAAACAUAGAAGGUGUUUUUAGUGCUAAAACAAAUGAGAAGAAGUCUAACAACAGUCCUCAUAAAAAAUUCUUUGGUGAAAAAAAGGAAAAAUGGAAACAAGCUGGAAGUGAGAGCCAGAAAUCUGGAGAUAAGAAAGGAAGGUAUCAACCGUGUCCUCAUUGCAAAAAGAGAGGCCACUCUCCAAAUUUUUGUUGGCACAAACCUAAUGCUAAAUGUAGGAUCUGUAACCAAUUUGGGCAUGUUGAUAAAGUCUACAAAAGUAAAGAAAGCAGCUCAUUUCAACAAAGUCAGCAAGUCCAAGAAGUGGAGAAGCAAAAUGAAACAAGUGAACAUUUGUUUGUGGUGUCUAAUUGUGACACUACAGAAGAACAUUCAACUUGGCUAAUAGAUAGUGGAUGUUCAAACCAUAUGACGUAUGAACAACGAUCUAUUGGUGAAGCUUGA